Sclerotinia trifoliorum is the source of this 1641-nucleotide messenger RNA. The record is from the annotation of a GenBank genome assembly. NCBI's taxonomy places the organism in Eukaryota, Fungi, Ascomycota, Leotiomycetes, Helotiales, Sclerotiniaceae.
UGGAACUAUAGGUAUACCUGUACAUCUCAAACGCCAACCUUCCUGGGAUGCUGCACAAGUAACCCAUGCAACAAUAAAGGCUGCCCGGCAGCAGAUCUUCGAGCUGCCGGGCUAGGACUUGGACUUGCAGGACAAGAAGCAUCUUUUAGUCUUGGCUCUUAUUAUCCAAACGUAUAUUGUUCUUCUGGAAGUUGAUGGAUAUGUGCAAGUCAUAAUCCUUCGUUUCAAGGUUGUUGUGAUAUCAAUCCAUGUUCAACAAAUGCUACGCGUUGCCCUCAAUCCCAGCUACAUCCUGCGACUUCCAAAGCUGUGACCACUGCUUUGAACUUUACUGGCUCGUUCAACACUACUCUGCCGACAGCUACCUUUCCAGUAGCUACUUCUCUGCUCUCUACGAUUUCGAUGACGAAUAUCCCUGAAGCCUUCAGCAUUGAUUCUUCAUCAUCGACACACAAGGGGUCACCAGGGAGUACACUUUGGAAUGAUACCGCCUACUCAACGCGAACAUCUUCGCAGUAUACAAUGUCGAGAAAUGAAAAUGUGUCGACAUCACUUUCCUGUCUGCCGACAUCCGAUACAGCGCUGCGCACUGGAGCCACUCUAUUGAACCUAUCAUCAACACACGUCAGCAAUGCUGACAAAAACGGCACUGUCAUAACAACCAAGCCAAAUAUUGUAACUGUAACAUCGGUAUUGACAUUCACAGCUGUCCGGAUCUCGGUGUAUACAGUUCCUUACAGCUUAUCAGAUUCUAUUUAUCCCAACUAUUCCACGUCUUUAUCCACAGCCAGAACAGUUACCAGUUCGAGCUAUCUUGAUUCCGCAUCUUCAAGUCACCGAGCAGCUAGUUCCACAUCACCAUCCCCUGUCACCAGCACUCUUCCUCCCGACACAACUACGGAUACCAAACUUGUGGCCUGGGGCACCAGCGGUGGAGUUGCUUUCAUCUUGAUUUUCGCAUUUAUAUCAUGGUGGCUACGAAGUCGUCGGAAGAGAGCCAGCAAAAGGAGUGAGAAACCAACAACAAUCUCCUCACUUUCCUGGCUACCAUGGAAACAGAAAAGGAAGGAAAUUCCAAGAACAUCUUUCUCUACCUAUCCUUUCAAGGGAAUGGCACAACCUACACCGAACAAGAGUGGAAACUUCAUGAAUGAGACCUGGUCUGCGAGUUUGAGGAAUUAUAGGAAUUUGAGAACUAUGGAUAUGGCAAAAUAUGGUACGGGUAAUAUGAAUCACCAUUUUUCGCUUUGUUUGUUCUGAGAGCUAAUAACAUUUAGAUACACAAUCGCGGAAUAUGGCACCCCAACAUCUUUCAGGUUACGAAUCAGAUUAUUCACGACCAGAUGAACCACAAGCUCUAAAUAAUAAUGAAAAUUUAACUUCUCUUGGAAUGGGGUUGGAUAGAAAUUCUUUUGGUCAGAGAAUGGUCCAGAGGGGUUGGGACGGAAUACACUUACAGAGUGGGUAUGUAGCCAGACGUGAUGGAGAGAUAGAGCAUGAUAUUGAGCGUUGGAUAUCUUGUGGGACUAUAUUUUCACAUGGUAGAGAGAUGCAUUAUACAUGUCGCAGGGAGGAAAGGUUAUUGGUUUAGGCAUUCGUAUUGGAAUUUCAUUAUCUAUUUAAACGUCGAAAUCCCAAGAU